Messenger RNA from Cetraspora pellucida, 1032 nucleotides. Lineage: Eukaryota; Fungi; Glomeromycota; Glomeromycetes; Diversisporales; Gigasporaceae. The record is from the annotation of a GenBank genome assembly.
AUGGCUCCAACUGGAAUUGCUGCCCAAAACAUUGGCGGUUCAACUAUUCAUUCCACAUUACGAAUCACCUUCAACGAACGAGGAUUUCACACCCUUGCAUUUCAUGAUGAUGAAUUAAAUAAUUUUCUUCUUCAAAUCGAUACUCUCAUUAUCGAUAAAGCCUCCAUGAUAUCAGACCAACUCCUGACAUACAUCUCUGAACUUUUCGAAUUCCUACACAAAAACAACAAUCCAUUUGGAGGUAUAAACAUCAUCUUAGUCGGUGACUUAGCACAACUACCUCCAGUCUCCGGUUCCUCUAUCUAUCAAUCUCUAAUAUGGAAACUUUUUUACUCGUUAUUUCUCCGUGAACCUCAGAGACAAAAUCAGGACAUAGAAUUUUUCAACCUACUACAGAAAAUCUGCAUAGGUAAAAUUGACAAUGAAACAUGGCACCUACUAACUCAGAAAAAAAACAAUACUCUCCAAUCAUCUGAAUUAAACACCACUCUAAACACCAUAUACAUAGUAGGAUACAGAGAAAAUGCAGACCUAAUUAAUAGACUAAUAUGCAUUAUGAUUCCUACACAAAAAAACAAAUUCAUGAUCUCAAAUUGUAUUGACAUUGUUAACAAUCAAAUAUGCAACGAUAACUCAAGACUUAACGAUUUCAAAAACAAAACAAAUUUACCUAAAUCAAUUAGGAUCCAACCAGGUGCAAGAGUCAUAUUUCUUAAUAACUUCCAAUACCAACAUCGAAUAGCAAAUGGCACCAUAGGUGUCAUUACAGACCUCGACCUAGACUCAGACCUUGUAUAUGUUAGCUUCUGCAUAGAAGGAGCCAUAAUAAAUGUUUCAUUUUCUAAAUUUACCUGUAAUUUUAACAUAAAUGGCAUACCUGCUAGCCAUACCCAAUUCCCAAUACAAAACGCAUUCGCCUUAACUGUCUAUAAAACACAGGGGCUUACGCUUCCCGAUGUAUCAUUAAAUCUAAAUAAUCAAAUAUUCGCACCUGGACAAGCUUAUGUAGCGCUAAGUCAUUGCACUAAAUAG